AUGGUAAGAAAAGGAAAAAAGACUUUGUUGGAGAAAUGGGAGAUUCCCAUAAACCACCUGGAUUUCGAUUACGUUAAACAGUGCACAGAUUCUAAAGAAUUAGAGAGGAUUUGUCUGAUCUUGCGAUCUGGUGAGGAAGGAUACUACCCAGAUUUGACUAAAUGCACAGAAGACCGUUUGAAGUGUCUAAAACCGAAUAGCAAAAUCUUCCGUACCGAUACUCUCGUGCUGAGACAAGGACAAUUGGAUCAAGAAACCUCUCGAGAAAUUCGUCAAAAUCUCGCUGAAUUUACUCAAAGUGCUAAACAGAAGGAAAAUGACCUUAAGAAGUCCAGGAACAGCUUAGACAUUGACUAUCCUCCCGUAAGGCAACCUAGAGAAACUUCCAAUGCAGGAAAUUCCAGGAAGAAAUCUGAAGACCGCAUUAAAUCCUUUGAGUAUCAAAAGUGGGACAAAUACGAUGCAGAUGCCGAAGUUCUUAAAUUGGACCUUCAGGAAGAGAUCCAGAAGGAACAGAUUGAGAGGGAGCAAUCUCAAAAGAAGAAGGUCAUUAUUGAGGAAAUUGUAAGUCCGAUUUGGGGGAAAUUAACCAAGAUGGAGAGAGAAGAACUUGCUCUAAAACACAAAAUCAAAGGGAAUGAAUACUUUAAGACAAAUGACUUCGAAGAUGCACAUCGGGAAUACACUAAAUGCAUUGAGAUUAACCCAUCAGCUGUUGGAUUCAACAACAGAGCGAUUGCAAACAUCAAACUCAAUCGUUUCAAAGAAGCUAUUGAAGACUGCGACGAAUGCUUAAAAUUGGAGCCCAAAAAUCUUAAAGCACUUUUGCGAAAAGCUCAAGCCCUGCAAUUGGAUGAUUGUAAAAGAUCUGCUUAUGAAGUGCUUCAGGAAAUUCUAGAGAUUGAUCCAGAAAACUCGUCAGCUCUUAAAUCCAUCGCAAAACUCAAGCAAGAAAUUCCCCUUCCACCAAAGGGAGCUUUUAGAAUGAAAAUAGAACAAAUCCCCGAAGAAUCUGAAGUUGAUCUCUCCAAAUUGAUAGUUCCCAACAAAAUCGUGAAGAGUAAGAUAUCUACAGUAGCUCAGAACAUCGGAAAGAUUUGUGGGAGAGCCCCCGAAAAGCGGAAAGAAGGUCAAACAACUCAUGAUAAGAAAAUUGAUGAUAUCGUCCUAACUCCACUCCGAGCUGCAAACGCGUGUGAAUCACGUGAAGCUUUCAUUGAAGAAAUUUUUGAUUAGAUGCAACACUAAUUAGGAAUAUUAUUUAAACAGCCGUUAAUUAAACAUUGAAAUGUGGAGAUUUAUUUGAUUCACCUGCAUAAUUUCUGAAAUUGCAAUAAAAAUUAAAAUGUUGCACGAGUAAUUGCCGUGAUAAUCGCCUCAUGGUGUCUGUAUUUGGGUCGAGUGAGAUGUUCUGGACAGUUUUUAAUGGAAAAUUUAGCGAUAAUUUUCAGAUUAUUGCACUCAAAGAAUGAAUGA
This is a messenger RNA of Phlebotomus papatasi, 1476 nucleotides long. RefSeq names its product sperm-associated antigen 1 (gene Spag1). Gene Ontology annotation, cellular component: cytosol; mitochondrion. Bases 1 to 1236 code for a protein of 411 amino acids. The record is from RefSeq and is a predicted model, not a curated record. Gene Ontology annotation, molecular function: heat shock protein binding. The transcript is spliced from 2 exons. NCBI's taxonomy places the organism in Eukaryota, Metazoa, Arthropoda, Insecta, Diptera, Psychodidae.